AUAGUUUAUUGUUAAGGUUGAAAAUCUGUAUUUUUUUCAGUUUUUCCUUAAAGGUUUGACUCCUCCUCAUAUCCCAUGUGUAAGGAAAGCAAGACAAAAAUAAGCUGCUGUUGUUGCUUUUAAACCAGACAAAAAGAACAAUUGUGCAACUCCAACUUGCAGUUUUUCAGGUGUUCUAACAUUUUUUGCAUUGCAGACAUAAAUAAUGGCGCACUUUGUGCCUACGGGGAAACGAUCCUUUAGCCUGCGCCACAUCGCAGAGUGCGCGCAUCUGGUGCCAAACUGGUCUCCGGUUAAGCUGCUGCUGCAGCAGCACAUUGUUCUGUUUCUCUUCAUCCUGCCUGCUAAUAUUCAGGCAGCUGAAACUUGAAUCACGCCUCACGUGUUGUAGGGUUUUCUGUGAUGUUUGGGAACUAAAAAGUGAGAUCUCAUUGAAACGUUUUUACUCUCUUGGAGGUAAGAGUUGAGAUUUGUAUUUGUUCUUGUUUUGUAGACGAAAAAAACAAAACAGUGGCUCUCGUGCUUCUGGCUGCGAUCGCCGUUUCUUCACGUGCUAUGUAGGUCACCCACUUCACUGGACGUGCUUGUUCACCACCCGGGUCCUUCCAGUCGCCCCCCCCCUCCCCCCCUACCAGAUCUGAACGAGUGGGCCGCCUGCUGCCGCUGAGAGGCAUGCCUCGCCUCCCUCUGCCACAGCUCCUCUCUCUGCUCUGAAGUCGGGGUGUUAAUGGGAACUAGAUGGAAAGUGUGAGGUGGGAGAUGCUGGCUGCUUUCAGCACGCUGGAUAGCGCCCUGGGAAGUUGGAGAGGACGCGCGGACGCGCCGGGAUUUUAAGUGAAUUUAAUUUGGGAUUCUUUCCGGAGACAUGAGCGGCGGCUGAUGAUGAUGAUGGCUGAUUUUAGGUAUUUGUUUGCAGCCAACAGGCGCACGUAACCUAAGAAGGGAUUAUUAUUAUUAUUAUUAUUUUUAUUUCUCUGCUGUGAGAGACAUGGACUUUGCUGACAUCCUCUGCGCUCUGUUCAUCGUCGUGGUCGCGGUCGUGUCUCUGCUGUCAAACUUGUUGGUGCUGCUAUGUUUCGUCCACAGCACCGAGAUCCGCCGGCAGGUGCCCGGCGUCUUCACCAUGAACUUGUCCUUUUGCAACAUCCUCAUUACGGUGCUCAACAUGCCGGCCACCCUGCUGGGGGUCGUCAGGAACCAGAAGCCCUUCGGGGACUGCGUCUGCCACACGGUAAGCUUCCUGGAGACUUUCCUGACUGCGAACACCAUGCUCAGCAUGGCCGCGCUCAGCAUCGACCGCUGGAUCGCGGUGGUCUUCCCGCUCAGCUACGCCACCAAGAUGCGCUACAAGGACGCGGUGAUCAUGGUGGGCUACUCCUGGCUGCACUCUUUCACCUUCUCCCUGACGGCGCUGCUCCUCUCCUGGGUGGACUACAGCGACGUGUACGCGUCCUGCACGCUGCAGCCCAGCGGGGGAGGCAGCGACAAAGUUAAGUUCACGGUUUUCACCGUGGUUUUCCACGCCACCAGCUUCGUGCUGUCGCUGCUCAUCCUGUGCUUCACCUACCUGAAAGUGCUGAAAGUCGCCAGGUUUCACUGCAAGAGGAUCGACAUCAUCACCAUGCAGACUCUGUUUCUGCUGGUCGACAUCCACCCAAGCGUCAAACAAAGAUGUUUAGCUGAGCAGAAGAGGCGAAAGCAGAGAGCCACAAAGAAGAUCAGCAUCUUCAUCGGCUCAUUUAUCAUCUGCUUUGCUCCUUAUGUAAUUACAAGGCUGGCCGAGCUUCUCCCCUUCGUGGAUGUCAACCGACACUGGGGCAUCAUCAGCAAGUGCCUGACGUACAGCAAGGCUGCGUCUGACCCGUUUGCCUACUCGCUGCUGCGCCAGCAGUACAAAAAGGUCCUGGUUACGGUCGUCAACAAGCUGCUGCGCCGCGACCUUUACCCUUCGUCGGGCCACAACAGCUCUUUGGACACGGAGAACGACUACUGUCUUCAGCGGAUCAGCUAAUGGCAAAAAUGUGACGUGACGGAUUUGGACGUGACAGAUGCUCUCCAGCAGAGCGAGAGAGCGAGCCCCAAAAAACAGGUUGGCUCGUGAGGAAGGAGGUGGGCGGGCGGAGGAGACGGAGACUACAGGGGAUUGUCAGGGAGGGGAGAUGGAGGGGACAGAUUGUGGGCGGAGGGUGAAGAAGGAGCGAAAAAUAAAAGGAAGGUAGUGGGUGGAGAGGAAUGGAAAGGCAGGGAUGAGUGGGAGGAUGGACGGGUGGAGAUAUGAUGUAGGGGAGACAGGCGAGUUUCGGUUGGAUGGUUCUGGUAAACAGCAGGGUCUGUGAUUCAUCAGCCACAACAAACGACACAGAAACCAACCAAUCCUCCCCCCCUCCCCCUGGAUGUCACAGAUUCAGGUUAUUUCAAACUGAAAGACAAGACACUGGAGUCAGCGACGUGUAAGAAGAAGCUUUUCAGUGCUGAACCAACCAGCCAUCUUAUUGUUUUCAUUACCCUGGACAAGUUCGCACUCCGCGGAAACCUCCAGAGAACCCACCGGGACACGCAACGACUCGUCUGCGCUAGAAAGCUUCGCGUCGUCUCUUAAUAUUGAUGCACUUUGUCCGAGGACAUUUCCUAAAACUUCUGCGCUUGCAGGAGACAAAAGCUGUUUGGCAGGAUGAGCCUGGUGAUAGUUUAUAUUUUUGUUACUGUCAACAAGUUCCACAAGAAGGCAGAAAUAUGAAAGGUGUUAUUUUGUCUCACUCCUUACAGUUUCCACACAGCCUGUGUAUUUUGGGCCGCAUCAGAGUGGCUGAAGACCAACAGAGAGAACAAAAGGGGAGAAAUGUUUAAUGAUAGGUUUGCACACUAAUCUACCUCUGGAUCCCUAAAAGCCCAAUGGUUCAUGUGUAAAAAAAAA
Messenger RNA from Poecilia latipinna (sailfin molly), 2914 nucleotides. RefSeq names its product G protein-coupled receptor 78b (gene gpr78b). Gene Ontology annotation, molecular function: G protein-coupled receptor activity. Lineage: Eukaryota; Metazoa; Chordata; Actinopteri; Cyprinodontiformes; Poeciliidae. The coding region runs from base 989 to 2011 and encodes 340 amino acids. Gene Ontology annotation, cellular component: membrane. The record is from RefSeq and is a predicted model, not a curated record. Gene Ontology annotation, biological process: adenylate cyclase-activating G protein-coupled receptor signaling pathway. The transcript is spliced from 3 exons.